UCGGAAUCGGAACGAGAGAGCGAGAGAGCGAGAGAGAGAGAAGCAAAAUCGCUGCCCCAGCACGCGGCGGCGAGGAAGACGAAGUUAGGGUUUUUCUCUUCCCGGAGCAUCCUCCGCCAUGGUUCUUCUGCAGCCAGACCCGUUCUUGAAUGAGCUCACUAGCAUGUACGAGAGAAGCACGGAGCAGGGCUCUGUCUGGGUUACUCUCAAACGAUCGUCCUUGAAGUCUAAGGUUCAAAGGAAUAAGCUAAAAACUGCCGGUGAGUCAAUUGAGUACAGAUGCCUCAUACGUGCAACUGACGGCAAAAAGACUAUAUCUACCUCGGUAGGAGCUAAAGAUCAUCAGCGUUUUCAAGCUUCUUAUGCCACGAUUCUCAAGGCACACAUGACUGCUUUAAAGAAGAGGGAGAGGAAGGACAAGAAAAAGGCUGCUGAAGGAGCGGGGUCAAAGAAGGCACGCCAGGGGUCGUGAAAGCCAUUUUUUCAUUAAGGUACGCAGGACUGCUCCCUAAAGGAGAAGACAAAAGCUGCAGAAGUAUAGGAUGGUUGAAGAAGUAUAGGAUGGUCGAAGAAGAUGUCACAAGGGCCGCGAAAGCUGUUUUUUCAUCAAGUUUUGUCAAUACAAGUACAUUAGCCAUUGAGAUUCAAAUGCUUGAAGCCUCUGGGGAUUUUUCAGUCAGGCAGCCUUUGAUUACAAUAUUUCAAUAGCUGGAGUUUUUGAACAUCUCAUCUUCUGAGUGACUGCUUACGGCUUUUUGAUGCUUCUUUCUUGGGCUCAGGAAAUUGUACAUCGCGCAUUUUGAUUGCUUCUGCGACGUUUUGCAAUCAGCUUCAUCUUUUGAAGUAGGCUGUCUGAGUUGUCUCU
Molecule: messenger RNA, 865 nt
Organism: Eucalyptus grandis
Lineage: Eukaryota; Viridiplantae; Streptophyta; Magnoliopsida; Myrtales; Myrtaceae
Product: signal recognition particle 14 kDa protein
Exons: 4
Coding region: 119-472 (117 amino acids)
Biological process (GO): SRP-dependent cotranslational protein targeting to membrane
Cellular component (GO): signal recognition particle, endoplasmic reticulum targeting
Molecular function (GO): endoplasmic reticulum signal sequence receptor activity; 7S RNA binding
Source: RefSeq, a predicted model, not a curated record